AUGGGGUCCGAUUCAACAAUCUACCGAGUCGUCGGGAAACCUGGGGAACCGCACUUUCAACUCCAGUCCAAAUCCAUCCCCGAGCUGACGCUUCGCGUUCCUACCGACAUCGACAUUGCUACCGUGAUUGAUAUCCUUGAAAACAAAGCCAAUUCAGAGUUCGACAAAUCUAUCUCAGAUGCCACCGCCGAAGAACUUCAAUUAAUUGCCCAGCGGUGGACGAUAGUCAAUAAGCCGUUGACUCACGUGAACUUCCUACUUCGGCACAAGGAGCAACCGCUGGGUAUCGCAGGGCUAGGUUGGAUUGGCCCUGCCAAUAGCAAUGAUGCUAGUCAUCAAGCAGAAAGAGCUGGGGCAGCGGGGGUAAUGCUUCAACCUUUAUGGAGAGGGAAGGGAUAUGCCUAUGAAGCUCUGCGCGUGGUAUUUGAGUAUGGAAUCCGCGAGUUAGGUCUGGUGGAAAUUCAUGUGGGGAGUCACUCGGGAAAUCUUCCGAUGAAGAGUUUGAUGGAGAAGAAGUUUGGGCUACAGCCGGAGGUAAAGGCGGAAGAAUUAGUGGAUCAGUUUGGAAAUGAUCUCUUAUGGAUUGUGAAAAGAGAAGAGUGGCUUUCGACCAACGACUAA
This is a messenger RNA of Penicillium canariense, 621 nucleotides long. RefSeq names its product GNAT family N-acetyltransferase. The transcript has a single exon. The record is from RefSeq and is a predicted model, not a curated record. Bases 1 to 621 code for a protein of 206 amino acids. Gene Ontology annotation, molecular function: acyltransferase activity, transferring groups other than amino-acyl groups. NCBI's taxonomy places the organism in Eukaryota, Fungi, Ascomycota, Eurotiomycetes, Eurotiales, Aspergillaceae.